This is a messenger RNA of Lutzomyia longipalpis, 2207 nucleotides long. RefSeq names its product MOXD1 homolog 1. Gene Ontology annotation, molecular function: copper ion binding; dopamine beta-monooxygenase activity. Gene Ontology annotation, cellular component: secretory granule membrane. The transcript is spliced from 11 exons. The record is from RefSeq and is a predicted model, not a curated record. Bases 6 to 2105 code for a protein of 699 amino acids. Lineage: Eukaryota; Metazoa; Arthropoda; Insecta; Diptera; Psychodidae. Gene Ontology annotation, biological process: norepinephrine biosynthetic process; dopamine catabolic process; octopamine biosynthetic process.
GGACAAUGAGACUUCUCGAGACUACACUGUGGCUCCUGAUAAGCCAAAUACUCUGUGUGGUGGUGGCAAGAUCGCAUCAUUCACGCCGGGAGUGGAUGCGAUCGGAAGUGAUGGAUGCAAAUGGACUAUAUUUGAUGGAGUGGAGUGUUGAAGCCAAAGAAAUUGUUUUUAGGAUUACAGUGAAUACACGCGGAUUUAUUGGACUCGGAUUCUCCUACAAGACUGGUAAAAUGUCUAAUUCGGACCUAGUUCUAGCCUGGAUUGACGAUAGAUCAGGGAAAGCGCAUAUUUUGGAUUGUCACGGACCAUCCAGUGGAAAUGGAGCACCAAUUCAGGAUGACACUCAGAACUAUGUGGUCGAGGAGGGUUCUCAAAAUGCCACCCACACUCAGAUCCAAUUUCGUCGAAGCCUCGAGACAUGCGAUCCACACGAUUUACCACUUGGAAGUAACACACUGAAGGUUUUAUGGUCUUUUGGGGAUGAAGAUCCCACGCAUGGUGAUCUUCGGGGUCACGGACACAAUCGAGGUGCCAAAUCAUUGCACUUGACUGGACCGCAAUUUCGGCGACCCGCAAACAUUAAGGAUGUAAGGCAGUGGGAUGUGACAGUAAAAAAUGUUUCUGUCGAAUCAAAUAUGGAUACAUUGUAUUGGUGCAAAAUCCUCAAGGCUCCCAUUCUGCACGACAAACACCACAUAAUCGGAUAUGAGGCUCUCCUUACAAAGGAAAGCUCAACGAAGAAACCACUUGUUCACCACAUGACACUCUUUGAGUGCUCCACGUCAUCGUACCCAGGCUCCGAUCCACAUUCCUGGGACGUGUGGGUGAAGAGCAGUGGGGCUGUGUGUAACAGCAAUUUGCUCACACCACGAGAUUGGGAUUCCUGCAUCACCCCCGUGGCUGUAUGGGCAGUGGGUGCUUCCGGUCAGUUUCUACCCGAACAUGCCGGUAUUCCGCUCGGUGGGAGACAUUCAGCCAAGUACUACAUGCUGGAAAUUCACUAUGAUAAUCCACGGGCCAAGAGAGUGAUUGAUCAUUCGGGCUUUCGAAUUCACUACACGCGUCAACUGAGACGAAAUGAUGCUGGAAUGAUGAUAUCUGGUGUGUCCAUAUCCGAUACGCAAAUGAUCCCACCGGGUCAGAAGUUGUAUCGGAAUGUUGGGAUAUGCGGUCCCUCGUGCACAGACGCAAUUUUCCCGGAGAGUGGCAUUAAGCUCAUAUCAGCUACACUCCAUUCGCACGUGGCUGGGAGGCGGAUGAAGUUGCGGCACGUGAGGGAUGGCCAGGAACUCGAGCGAAUAAUUGAGGAUGAUAACUACGAUUUUAGCUACCAGCAAGUACGUCAAUUUGCCAAUGAAACCACCAUACUUCCCGGGGACUACCUCAUUACGGACUGCGCCUACGAGACAAUUGGUCGCAAACGCCCCACUUUGGGGGGAUACUCGACAAAACAAGAGAUGUGCCUCUCCUUCAUCACGUACUACCCCCGAAUUGAGCUGGCUGGAUGCUACAGUAUGACCCCUGUGAAGGAAUUCUUCGAGACCUUCGGAGUGUAUCAAUUCUAUUCCAUGAACAUGACUGACGUUGAAAAUUUAUUCCUCUACAAUGGCAACAUCCUGGACUUGCUGCCAACAACAAUUUUUCCCAACUACCCUCCGGGAGGGAAUGUGGACGACGAGCAAAACAGGAAGGCCAUUGAAGCACUUAAAAAUGCCAAAGAGUACAGCUUUGUAGACGAAGAGGAUAUCCUAUAUCAGGAGUCAAUAUUGAAUAAGCUAAUAAUAUCCGACCCAGUGGAAUUUCACGAUAGAACAUUUCUUUCUCAUCUCAAUCAACUUCCGUGGUCGGAGCCACUCUUUACGAGACGCGUGGAGCAGACAAUUCUCACAGGGAAGCAUAUGACAUUCUGCAGAGUGUCCAACGAAUCAAUUUCAAUCGCAAGUGAAAUCCUGAAGUUUCCCAAUUUCACGACGUUCAUCAAGCCACCGAGUCACUGUCCAUACCACUUCAGUGUCGAUGAUAUCCUUUCGUCGAGCACCAUCCGUAUGAGAAUGGAAGCUAUUACGCUGCUGAUUUGCUUGCUCCUUCACGUGCUCAUGUGUUAGUCAUUUUUUCCCAUCAUCUUCGUGUGUAAUUUAUUAUUUAUUCGCGACUUGUACAUUUUUUUCCUUCCUCCUUCACGUCAGAGAAGUUGUGUUUAUGAUAAA